This is a messenger RNA of Heteronotia binoei (common prickly gecko), 1172 nucleotides long. RefSeq names its product pseudouridine-5'-phosphatase-like. NCBI's taxonomy places the organism in Eukaryota, Metazoa, Chordata, Lepidosauria, Squamata, Gekkonidae. The record is from RefSeq and is a predicted model, not a curated record. Gene Ontology annotation, molecular function: phosphatase activity. The transcript has a single exon. The coding region runs from base 1 to 702 and encodes 233 amino acids.
AUGGCUUCGCCUUCCUGUAGCCCUCCGCCUUUCCAAGCCGUCACUCACCUGAUCUUCGACAUGGACGGGCUGCUAUUGGACACAGAACGGCUUUACACGAUCGCUUACCAAGAGAUCUGCCAGCGCUUCGGCAAGACUUACACCUGGGAUGUGAAAUCCUUAGCCAUGGGCACGAAAGCCCUGGAGGGAGCAGAGAUUAUCCGGGAGGCUCUGGAUCUCCCUAUCACCAAGGAAGAACUCUUGCACGAGAGCAAAAUCCAGCAAGAGAAGCUGUUCCCCACCGCCGCCUUGAUGCCGGGGGUGGACAGACUCGUCCGGCACCUGCACAGACACCAGGUCCCCAUCGCGGUGGCCACCAGCUCUUCCCGAGCCAGCUUCGACAUGAAAACCGUUCGCCACCAAGACUUCUUUCGCCUGUUCCAUCACAUCGUCUUGGGGGACGACCCCGAAGUGAAAGCCGGCAAGCCCCAGCCAGACGUCUUCUUAGUCUGCGCCCAGAGAUUCAACCCACCAGCCCGGCCAGAAAAGUGCCUUGUCUUUGAAGAUGCGCCCAAUGGGGUCCAAGCGGCGCUGAACGCUGGCAUGCAAGUAGUCAUGGUCCCGGACGAAAACUUGAACAAAGAUCUCGCCAAGGGAGCGACCCUGGUGCUCCAGUCCAUGGCAGAUUUCAAGCCCGAAGCCUUUGGUUUACCGCCCAUUUGAUGAAUGCCUGCUGGGUUUUGCUUUGUUUUUGCGUCUUAUUGAUUUAGUUUUCCUUGAUUUGGGGUGGGAAGGCUUUUUGGGGGGGAAUUCAAGAGCUUCACGACCCCUAUCAAAAUCAUACGUUACGUUUUAUAAAGUUUACCAGAUGACUCGUUUAUUCAAACCCAAGAAAGCUCACUGGAAAUAAGGAUGGGCUACAAGUUUAACAGACUUUUGGUUCCUUCUUUAAAAAGCGUAGCCCCCCAAUCCCCCGCUUUUAAUGGGUUGAUGAGAACUGCAUAUGUUGUGUUGCCUUGUUUACUAUACACACGCCAUAAAAUAAAUAUUCAAAACCUCUUAUCUAUGCUUUAAACCUGGAAAAAAGAAGAAUGGGGGGGACCCAUGUGGCUGAAACACAUUUGGUUUUAAUGUAAUUUCUCCAGUAUAAAUUAUUUAUAAUGCAAUAAAGUUUUGUAAAUUUCACAUUGCAA